This is a messenger RNA of Dovyalis caffra, 1083 nucleotides long. The record is from the annotation of a GenBank genome assembly. Lineage: Eukaryota; Viridiplantae; Streptophyta; Magnoliopsida; Malpighiales; Salicaceae.
AUGGCGGAAGCAGCCCAGCUCCGAUUCUCUACAUUUGCUAGGCAAUACACUGCUAAUUGCGCCCAACAAAACAACCGCAGAUUCCCAAACUCCAAUUCUCAUUCUCUCUCUUUCCCCUUUUCCACCCCUCUUAACCCCUCUCUCCGCCUCCUCCACUCCAAACCACCCCACCCUUCCAAUGCUGGAGGCAAUGGAACCGGCGGAGGAUUUGGUGGCAGCGGUGGAGAUGGUGGAAACUCGAGUGGUGGUGGUGGUGCUGGUGAUUCGAGUUCUGACAAUUCAUCGUCGUCCGCUGCGGGGUUUGGGAUUCUGGGUCUCUUUCUAAAUGGGUGGAGAUCGCGGGUCGCGGCGGAUCCGCAGUUCCCCUUUAAGGUAUUAAUGGAGGAGUUGGUUGGUGUGUCUGCUUGUCUUCUUGGUGACAUGGCUUCGCGGCCGAAUUUUGGUCUUAAUGAAUUGGAUUUUGUUUUUUCGACUUUGGUUGUUGGUUCUAUACUGAAUUUUACUUUGAUGUAUCUGCUCGCGCCUACUGCGGCUUCUGCUAGUCAGACAUUGCCUGCGAUUUUUGCUAAUUGUCCAACCAGUCAUAUGUUUGAGCCUGGUGCUUAUAGUGUGAUGAAUAGGCUUGGUACUUUAGUUUAUAAAGGAACUAUUUUUGCUGCUGUUGGUUUUGCUGCGGGUUUGGUAGGGACUGCGCUUUCUAAUGGGUUGAUUAAGAUGAGGAAGAAGAUGGAUCCUACUUUUGAGACGCCGAAUAAGGCACCUCCGACUGUUUUGAACGCAUUGACGUGGGCGGCUCAUAUGGGUUUUAGUAGUAAUUUGAGGUACCAGACGCUGAAUGGGGCCGAGUUUUUGUUGGAGAAAGGACUUUCUCCGUUGGCAUUUAAGACAUCGGUUGUGGUUCUUAGGUGCUUGAAUAAUGUUCUUGGUGGAGUGUCGUUUGUGGCGUUGGCGAGGAUGACGGGGUCUCAGAGUGUUGAAGAACCAAAACCAGUUGCUGUUGAUGUUGGAUUGGCUGCUCCAGAGAAGGAGAAACUGCUUGAUGGAGGAGAGGAUUUGCAGAGCAAUCAGUCGACUUUCAAGUGA